Messenger RNA from Xenopus tropicalis (tropical clawed frog), 2676 nucleotides. RefSeq names its product ArfGAP with dual PH domains 2 (gene adap2). Gene Ontology annotation, molecular function: anion binding; phosphatidylinositol bisphosphate binding; GTPase activator activity. The coding region runs from base 515 to 1654 and encodes 379 amino acids. The transcript has 11 exons. The record is from RefSeq and is a predicted model, not a curated record. Lineage: Eukaryota; Metazoa; Chordata; Amphibia; Anura; Pipidae. Gene Ontology annotation, cellular component: cytoplasm.
AGCUGCCAGGCAGGGCAAGUAGCAGGCAGCAGAGCUCCCAGGCAGGGCAAGUAGCAGGCAGCAGAGCUCCCAGGCAGGGCAAGUAGCAGGCAGCAGAGCUCCCAGGCAGGGCAAGUAGCAGGCAGCAGAGCUCCCAGGCAGGGCAAGUAGCAGGCAGCAGAGCUCCCAGGCAGGGCAAGUAGCAGGCAGCAGAGCUCCCAGGCAGGGCAAGUAGCAGGCAGCAGAGCUCCCAGGCAGGGCAAGUAGCAGGCAGCAGAGCUGCCAGGCAGGGCAAGUAGCAGGCAGCAGAGCUCCCAGGCAGGGCAAGUAGCAGGCAGCAGAGCUGCCAGGCAGGGCAAGUAGCAGGCAGCAAAGCUGCCAGGCAGGGCAAGUAGCAGGCAGCAGAGCUCCCAGGCAGGGCAAGUAGCUUGAUUAAGGGGACUGAACACUUUCAGGCUUUUGGGGGGCUGGAAGCAGAGAGUAUCUGCACCCCACUGCAGCUGUACUAGGAUGGGCAGGAAUCUGAUGUGAGACAAUGGUGAAUAGAGAGAGGAAUAACCGACUGUUGGACACCCUGAAGCUGCCCGGGAAUUCCCAGUGUGCGGAUUGUGGGCUGCCAGAUCCUGAUUGGGCCUCGUGCAAAGUGGGAGUGUUCAUUUGCUUGCAGUGCUCAGGGGUGCACCGCAGUUUCACGGAGAGUGGGAAAGUCAAGUCGAUACAGUUGGAUAACUGGGAAGACGAGCGCCUGGUGCAGUUCAUGAGAAGAAAUGGAAACCUGGAGGCAAAGAGGAAAUAUGAAGCUUUUGUCCCUCCGUUCUACUAUCGGCCCCGCGCCGGCGACUGCGACGUAUUAAAGGAACAGUGGAUUCGCUCUAAGUACCAGCGGGAGGAAUUUAUGUCCAAUACAGAGGCUUCCUACACUACAGCCCCCCGGGAAGGCUUCCUGUACAAACGGGGAAGAGACAGCAAAGGGUUCCAGGAGAGAAGAUUUGUCCUGUGUAGAAGUGAGGGGCUGCUGAAAUAUUACACUAAGGACAAUGGCAAGGGCCCAAAGGGGACAAUCCCCAUCCAGAGCCUGAAUGUCACGUUCCAGGGGGAGAAGAUCGGCCACCAACACGGCCUGGAGAUCACAUACGUGAGGGACGGACAGACCCGGAAUAUCUUUGUUUAUCACGAGAGCGGAGAGGAAAUAGUGGCCUGGUACAACUGCCUGCGUGCAGCUCGCUUCCAUUACCUGAGGGCCACCUACCCACAAGCCUCAGAGGCAGAGCUGAUACCCAAGAUCACCAGGAAUUACAGUAAAGUUGGAUACAUGGAGAAAACUGGCCCCAAGCAAAAAGAAGCCUUUAAGAAGCGAUGGUUCAACCUGGAUUCAGGGGGAAGAAAACUUCUUUAUUAUAAGAAUCCUCUGGAUGCCUUUGAGAAGGGUGGAGUCUUUAUUGGAAGUAAGGAGCGAGGAUAUGCAGUCCGAGAUGGUUUGCCCCAAGGGAUGAAGGGAAACAAUUGGGAUUGUGGGAUUAUUAUCCAGACCCCAGCGAGAGAGUUUGUCUUGACUUGUGAAAAUGUGAAAGAGCAGAGGGAGUGGCUAGAGGCACUUAGAGAUGUUAUAUCUCGGCCAAUGACAAGAGAGGAAAUUAUGGAAGAGGCCGGUUUCAGGAGAAAGCGCCCCAAAUAACAGCGGCAUGCUGGGAGAGGAGGAGGAGGAAGUGCCCCAAAUAACAGCGGCAUGCUGGGAGAGGAGGAGGAGGAGGAAGUGCCCCAAAUAACAGCAGCAUGCUGGGAGAGGAAGAGGAGGAGGAAGCGCCCCAAAUAACAGCGGCAUGCUGGGAGAGGAGGAGGAAGUGCCCCAAAUAACAGCGGCAUGCUGGGAGAGGAAGAGGAGGAGGAAGCGCCCUAAAUAACAGCGGCAUGCUGGGAGAGGAGGAAGCGCCCCAAAUAACAGCGGCAUGCUGGGAGAGGAGGAGGAAGUGCCCUAAAUAACAGCGGCAUGCUGGGAGAGAAGGAGGAAGUGCCCCAAAUAACAGCGGCAUGCUGGGAGAGGAGAAGGAAGUGCCCCAAAUAACAGCGGCAUGCUGGGAGAGGAAGAGGAGGAGGAAGUGCCCCAAAUAACAGCGGCAUGCUGGGAGAGAAGGAGGAAGUGCCCCAAAUAACAGCGGCAUGCUGGGAGAGGAGAAGGAAGUGCCCCAAAUAACAGCGGCAUGCUGGGAGAGGAAGAGGAGGAGGAAGUGCCCCAAAUAACAGCGGCAUGCUGGGAGAGGAGGAGGAGGAAGUGCCCCAAAUAACAGCGGCAUGCUGGGAGAGGAAGAGGAGGAAGCGUAACAGCUUGGACUGAAUGGACUUGCUCUUUGUUACAAGAUGUCUGUGUGUUGGGACUGGCCCUGUCCCCUGUAUGAAGCCAUUUAUGGGCCUGGGGUGUCCUUAACUAGUAGUUAGGCAGGUUAUAUAUAGGCAUUAUGGUUGAACUUGAUGGACGUAUGUCUUUUUUCAACCCAACUUACUAUGUUACUAUGUUACUAUUGGGCUGGGAGGGAUCCCCCCUCAGUUUCGCACAUAACUGGAUCUGUUACUCAGGGGCUGAGCCCCCCGUCACCUCAUCAUGAGAAGCGACUCCGUCAUUUGAUUUCCAAACAAGAUGGUUUUGAACAUAAUGAGUAUUUCUGUAUUUUCUACAUGAUAUAAAUACGGCUGAGAUAGAGA